UUGGGUUUGAGAAAAACGACUAUUAUAAUUCUCAGUUAAAACUGUGUAAACCUUCACUGUUUACAUUUGGCAAAACUCUUAUUGUUUCUGAAGAAAAUGUUGGCUGUCUUUGGGUUUCACCUUCAUCUUACAAAUUUAGCCGCUAUGUUGGUUCAGUCAAGAUCUAUGGCAAGGGAUUCUUCUCAGCCAGAAUUAAGCGUUAUCCAAAUGCAACAUCCAGCUUUCAGUUAAUGCGAUUGAUGGUUAGUGGGGAUAUUUCACCAAACCCUGGCCCAAACACAAGUCCUGAAGAAGCGAGGAGAAGGUUGGAAAUUUACGAUCCUUUUUAAUCUGUACUGCCUAUAGACCACCAAAUGCUCUCUUAAAUUGGUUUGAAACGGAUUUUAGUUGCACCCUAGUAUCCGCCUUGCUGAUGAGUAAAUCAAUAUACAUAUUGGGAGAUUUAAACUGUAAUGUCUUAAACGCUGGUGAUCCUGCAUGCCAAGCUUUAUUGAAUUUCUGCUCUACUUUUAACUUGGCCCAACUAAUAACCCAACCUACGAGAAUAACAGAGUCCUCAGCGACUUUGUUAGAUGUUAUACUCGUUUCGAACAAAGAGCUUAUAAUUGCAUCUAAUGUGGUACCAAUUUCAAUAAGCGAUCAUGACUUAGUAUAUGCCACCCUGAAGUUAAAGAAAGAACGUCAAAAGCCUGUUUAUGUUAACACCAGAAGCUUUCGACAAUAUAAUCCCAAUUCGUUUUCUCAAGAUAUGUCGUACGCACCUUGGUCGGUUAUAAAUGUUUUUGAUGAUAUAGACGACAAGCUUAAUGCAUUUAACCUGAUAUUGAAUAAUAUCUUGGACUUGCAUGCUCCUAUCAAAAAAGUUAAAGUAAGAAGUCGACAAAACCCGUUUAUAACUGAAGAAAUUUGCUGUCUCAUGAAAACUAGAGACCACUGGAGGAAAUUGGCUAGACAAACAAAUGACACCUUAGCUUGGGCGGCUUAUAGAAAUUUUAAGAAGGAAGUGAGGCGAGAAAUUAGAUUAGCCGAACAAGAGCAUGUCAUGGAACAAAUAAUGAGUAAUCCCAACAACAAAAGAAGUAUUUGGAAAACAAUACGAUCUUGUAUCCCAAAACAAACCACGCGACAGAAGUCCUAUAAUAGAGAUGAAAAGAUCAUUGCAAAUGAGUUUAACACUUAUUUUACGACUCUUGGCCAAAUAACUUCUGAACAAAUAAAUUCCAAGGCCGCUCAAUCUAAUUAUGACUUAACACAACCAGCAGUCCCCACUCAAGAAUACCCAGAUGAUGAACAAUUUUUCUUUAAGCCGAUGAGCAGCGGAGAAAUCGAGAAUGUUAUUCGCUCAAUGCCAAUGAAUAAGGCACCUGGCCAUGAUAAAAUACCUAUACGCGUGAUUAAAGAUAGCCUCCCUGCAAUCCUUUUACCUAUCACCUCAAUCGUCAAUGCGUCUUUAUAUUCUACAUGCCAGUUUCCAAGUACUUGGAAGAAGGCUGAGGUUUUGCCCGUCUUAAAGGAAGGCGAUCACGAAGAAGCAGAGAACAACCGUCCCAUCUCACUUCUACCUGUAUUAUCAAAGAUAUGUGAACGAUCAGCAUUGAAUCAGUUGAUGCCUUAUUUAGUUUUAAAUGGGAAACUUUCUACGAAGCAAAGCGGAAACAAAAAAGACCAUUCUACCGAAACAUCUCUGAUAAAAGUUACUGAUGAAAUUCUAACAGCAAUUGACAGUAAGAAAUUAACUGCAGUUGUAUUGUUAGACUUUAGCAAAUCACCAAACAUUAUUAAAUAA
Molecule: messenger RNA, 1786 nt
Organism: Paramuricea clavata
Lineage: Eukaryota; Metazoa; Cnidaria; Anthozoa; Malacalcyonacea; Plexauridae
Source: the annotation of a GenBank genome assembly